GAUGAACAUUGACCAGCUGGACUUUAGCAGCAACAAGAGCGUGUUUGACGCGGACGGCCAAGAGCUCAAACUGCUAGCCCUGGGCGACAAACUGCUGCCAUGUUUCGGUGAAGGCAAUUUCACCAAGGUGAAGGACAUAGAGAUCAGAGACGAUGACGUUGUCCUGGUCGGUUACCCAAAAACCGGUUGUCAUUGGACCUGGGAGGUUUUGAACCUGAUGUUAAACCAACACUCAGACUUGACCGCCCUCAGUAAACUGGCGGGAUUUCUCGAGGUGGCGUCUGGUGAGUUCAUGGCUCGCACACCCGGCCCUCGCGUCUUGAACUCUCACCUCUGGUUCAACUCUCUACCCCGACAGGUGGCGGAGAAGAAAACGAAACUAAUCCUAACGGUCCGGAACCCUAAAGACACGGCCGUGUCCUACUACAACCACGCCCUAAGCAUGCAGUGGAUACAUGGAUACAAGGGGACGUUCAACAGCUGGCUGCAGCUGUACCUAGAUGGAUUAGGUGACAGUGUGGGCUUGGAGUACGGAUCUUACUUUGACUAUUACUUGGACUGGGAUCAAGUAAUCAAGGCUAACCCAAGACAGCCCGUUCUUGUGGUUUACUAUGAAAACAUGAAAAAAGACCUUCCAAGGGAGGUUAGAAGGCUGGCUAAAUACCUGGGGUUAUCCCUUUCUGAUAACCAUAUUGAUAGGAUCGCUAGAGUUGCAGAAUUCGACGCAAUGAAACAAGACUUUGUGGAUAGAAAUCAUAUCAGUCUAAGGCAUUUAAGGAAAGGUCAAGUAGGCGACUGGAAAAAUUGGCUGACUGUGGCCCAAAGUGAGGCCAUUGAUGAAGAGAUGAAAAAGUUGGAUGGAACACGUUUUGCGGAUCAAAUAUAUGUGUUGUGA
Molecule: messenger RNA, 895 nt
Organism: Physella acuta
Lineage: Eukaryota; Metazoa; Mollusca; Gastropoda; Physidae
Product: sulfotransferase 6B1-like
Molecular function (GO): sulfotransferase activity
Source: RefSeq, a predicted model, not a curated record